Onychostoma macrolepis is the source of this 991-nucleotide messenger RNA. RefSeq lists its product as uncharacterized. Lineage: Eukaryota; Metazoa; Chordata; Actinopteri; Cypriniformes; Cyprinidae. The transcript has 9 exons. The coding region runs from base 50 to 904 and encodes 284 amino acids. The record is from RefSeq and is a predicted model, not a curated record.
CUGAAUACAGAGCCAUUUUUAGGUCUACAUUUGAGGCAUACUGUUUGCCAUGUUCAUAUUGCAAUUUACAUUUCGGCUACGUUCCUAUAGCCUAAAGUGGUUGUCACAUCUAUCUGUUUCAAAUUAUUUGUAUUUUUUUUUAUUGUAUAGAGAUCUUGCUCAGAAAAUUGAUCCUGGGAGCUGGACUGAGAAGACUGGGCAUGAUAUUGUGAGCUUGCCACGACAGAUCUGUGGUAAUGACUGUGGGAUUUUUGUGCUUAUGUAUACACUUUCCAUUGUGACAAGCACAGGGUUUCAAUUCCAAGAGAUGGACAUGCCUUUGAUUCGGAAGUGGUGGUGUCUUCUUCUAAUGGAGCGUUUUAAAAUUGAUGGGUAUGGCCAGAGGUUUGCCUUCUGGACUGAUGAGGCCAGAAGUUUGUUACAGGGAACCCUUCAGCCAAUAUUCAGAGUGCCAAGGAAGCGUGCCAUCACUGAGGAAAUUCCAGCCCACACGCAGGCUGUCUUCGACCGCACUGCAGAGGAAAAGAGACUGGUGGACUUCAUUGUACAGUCACCGGGAGCUGAACAGCAUUUGGUGGACGUACUCAACGGGAAGACUUCAAAGUGGUAUCCUCCGAAGUCCUUUCGCCAGGUGCCUGUCUACCUUGACAGUGAAGAACAACAGGACAACCUUUUUGCUUUUCUGAAGUCAGUAAUACAUAAAACACCUACGCAGCUGAGCUUCACGGAUGAAGUGCAGGUCAUCAUAUAUGGCCUGGCUGGGCUUCAGAAUUGGUCUCUGCAGGAUGCUGAGCAGGCCUUCCUCUCUGGUCCUGAUUAUCAUCACAGUGAAGUGGAAGAAUUUAAUAGGGUGAUAGAGAAACAACUGAGAAAAGAGGGGAGAGCAUCCAGCUGGAGUCAGUGAAGACGUCGUCCAUGAAGUUCUUUCUAUGUGGUUCACGUCAUGAACAAAUUUGUUUUUGUGUGUGUUCAAGUUCAACUGUUAAUAUAU